This is a messenger RNA of Arabidopsis thaliana (thale cress), 1116 nucleotides long. RefSeq names its product Galactose oxidase/kelch repeat superfamily protein. The transcript is spliced from 2 exons. The record is from RefSeq and is marked reviewed. Bases 1 to 1116 code for a protein of 371 amino acids. Lineage: Eukaryota; Viridiplantae; Streptophyta; Magnoliopsida; Brassicales; Brassicaceae.
AUGCUUUCCGAAGACGAGAAGGAGAAGACACCACCUUCUGUGAUGACGUCAAUUCCAGACGACGUGAUCAUGGAGUGUAUAGCGCCACGUGUCCCGAGGUACAACCAUUCGAUGCUAUCCCUCGUCUCUAAGCAAUUCCGAUCUCUCGUUGCGUCGCCUCGACUAUACAAGACACGGUCCCUCCUCGGCUGCACCGAAGAUUGUGUGUAUGUUCUCAUCGAAGAUUGUAUACUCGAAGUUGCUCGUUGGUAUAGUCUUAACCGGAGAACCAAAAGAAACAUGCCCGGCACUGUUGAAAACCGGUUGGUCCUUAUCUCGUCACUCCCGCCUAUGCCCACAGCAGCAAGCUAUGUUGUUGUGGGUUCCAACAUCUUUGUAAUGGGUGGAAGAUACGACUGGAAUGUUGAGGAGUGGGAAGCCCAACCGCCAUCAUCGAUUGCGUUAUGCAUCGACUGUCGAACUCACACGACCCGUCUUGUUGCCGACAUGCCGGUUGGGCUUAUGACGAAUGUAUCUAAGGUCAUUGACGAGAAGAUAUACAUUGUCGGAAGGGUGUGGGCAUCGGCUACCAUUGUGGAAUUUGAUUUACGAACGGAAAAGUGGGCGGAUGGUACGAAACCAGGCUGGGAGGCGGAUGAUAGGUGGCUCACAAGUUUAUCAACGACGGCAGGUAGGGGCCCCAGCAGUUUUGAGAAUAACUGCGAUCACAAACUAAUGGAAGAUAUAUUAAUGGACAAGGAGGAGAUCAAGCAUUAUCAUUUGUUCGACAAUGAAUGUGUUAUGGGAAACAUAUUGUACGUCUACGAUCGCCAUAAAUAUAUUUUAAGAACAUAUGAUCCCAAGCAAAGAACCUGGGGGGUGGUGAAGGGUCUUGAAAAACUUCCCUUAGGUGGUGAUGAGUCAUACAUUGUUAGUCGCGGUAAAAUGUUGAUACUUUUUUUGAUAGUGGUAUUGGAAUACGAUGACGACGCUUCUUUUCAGAAAAGAGAAUUAUGGUGUGCGGAGAUUACUGUGGAGAGGCGUGAAGAAGGAGAGAUUUGGGGAAAGGUCGAGUGUUGCGAUCUUUUGCUUGAAGGGGGUUUGAUCAUUGGGAGUUGUCUUGUUGUUACUCUCUGA